Messenger RNA from Clunio marinus, 1455 nucleotides. Lineage: Eukaryota; Metazoa; Arthropoda; Insecta; Diptera; Chironomidae. The record is from the annotation of a GenBank genome assembly.
AUGGAAACAGAAAUGGAAAAGGUCGACGAAGUGUCUGAAGAUUUACAAAUUCGCGAAAAAUGGUAUCAAAAGAUAUCUGUGGAACCUUCAUUGUUCUUAUACAUGAUGGCAUUUAUGGUGACGUCUGUGGUGGAGAACGUGUUCUUUGUCUACAAAGCUUGCACUGUAAAUCAUGGACAUCCACAUAAUAUUUGCAUCAACAUAGAAAAUUACAACGAAACAAAAAAAGAAGUUCAAGUAACCACAGCAGAUUUCUUUCAAUGGAAUUCCAUAGCUGGACAUGUAAUUCCAAUUAUUUUGGCCUUAUUUCUUGGUGCCUUUUCAGACAAACGAGGAAGAAAGUUGACACUUUUGAUGGGAUUGUUUGGAAAAUUUAUUUACUCAGUUAUGGUUGUAGUUAACACACUGCAACCAACAUGGCCUGUUGAAUAUGUCAUUUAUACUGCGACAAUUCCUUCUGCAUUUACAGGAGCUGAUGUUGCCAUCUUUGCUAGCGCUUUUGCAUAUAUUUCCGACAUUACAAGCGUUCAAGAUCGAACACUUCGAAUCACAAUACUCGACGUUUGUUAUCUUUCAACAAUGCCGACUGGAGUAGCUUUAGGCACUUAUCUCUUUAAUUAUUUCAACAAGUCAUUCACGAUAAUGUUCGUUAUCAAUGCGUCGUUGCUGUUUUUAGGAAUUGUUUAUACAUUGCUGAAUUUGAAGUGGCAAACAACGCCAAAACAACAACCUUUAACUGAUCUUCCUUGGACGAAAUGGAUUCCAGAUUUCUUUGACAAGAAGCAUUUCAUGUCAUCGAUGAAAACAUUAUGCAAACGUCGCAACAAUAACUAUCGAACAUACAUAAUUUUUAUGAUGAUCUCAAUGGCAUUUUACGCUUUUCAACGUGAUGAGAAACCUUAUCUUUAUCUUUAUACACAACUUCAAUUCAAUUGGACGACGGAAAUCUAUUCAAACUUCAAAACAUAUCAAAGUGCAGCUUUUGUUCUUGUCAUGUUGAUUGCCGUGCCGAUAAUGAACAAAUUGUUAAAGUGGAAAGACACAACAAUCGUUAUUAUCGGUGCGUCUGCUCAUUCACUCGGUCGAGUCUGUUUUGGACUUGCAACAGCUUCUUGGAUGAUGUUCUUAGGUGCAACAAUUGCUGCUCUUGGUCCAACAGUUGCACCAGCUUUAAGAUCAAUCACAUCAAAAUUGGUUCCAGUUGAAGAGCGUGGCAGUGUUUUUGCUUUGUUAUCUGUAUGUGAUAAUGCUGUGCCACUUCUAAAUGGUGUGAUGUAUACACAAGUUUAUAAAUGGACAAUUGAUUCACAUCCUGCUGGUAUCUUUUGGUUAACACUUGCUACGCAAAUGAUUGUUCUGGUUUUAGUUCUUCACAUUCAUCUUCGUAAACCAUUCGAUGAUCCAAAUCAAACAAAUGGAAGAAAACUUAUCGAAGAAUCAACUGAAAGAAAAUAA